AUGGCAAGUGAAUCGCACGAAUGGGACACAGCGGAAUAUACAGCUGAGCUCCGGGAGAACAGACUGCUGUACACUUCUUCCACUGGAGCGCAUGGCCAAAUAGACUUGGCUGACAUCGUCGGUGUGCUACCUGACCAGGGCUCUACGGGUCAUCGGAUUCUGUUCGUAACAAGAGGAGCCAGAGAAGAUACGAAGGACUCUUGUGGCUACCUCACGAGCAUCAAGGUUAAUUCCCUCCAUGAACUGUCGCCUCUCCCCGUCCUAGCGGAGUUACCUGCACACCUGCAAUACCCAGAGCCUGUCCAUAUAGUGGUGUCGACCCAGUCCGGGACAGGAACUGCCCAGGUGGUGCUCGAAAAUCUCGUACAGCCAUUCUUUUCCUACUUGGGGAUUGACUAUCAAGUUCAUGAAACCCAGUCGGCCGAAACUAUUCAUCAGCUAUCCCGCUCAUUAUUCCUGGAAAAAGCGAUUGCUGGGAUAAACCAGACAAUUAUACUUCUCUCCGGCGAUGGUGGCCUUGUUGAUAUCGUCGAUGGAUUCUACAAAUCAACAAUUCCUAUCCAAGCUGCUCCACACAUCGCCCUGAUUCCUUGUGGGACAGGCAAUGCCAUGGCAAGCUCAAUCGGUUUACGUUCUGGCCCGGCUUCUGGCUUGGUGACUCUACUGCGGGGUCGGCCAUCGUCUGUGCCCAUCUUCGCAGCCCAUUUCUCCCCCGGCAGUAAACUGGUCAUUGAUGAGGGUCGCAAAAGGUCCUCGAUCGAUAGCCAAGAGGGUAGUUCGGAAACUAUAAUCUAUGGCGCCGUGGUCGCCAGUUGGGGGUUCCAUGCGGCCUUAGUUGCUGAUAGUGACACUUUCGAGUAUCGGAAAUUUGGAGCAGAAAGGUUCAAGAUGGCUGCCAACGAUCUUCUUCAUCCUUCAGAUGGAAGCGAGCCUCAUCGAUUCAAAGGCAAAAUCAUGAUGGGAUUACCUGAUCAUGCGACAGGAGGCCAAUCAGAGGAGUGCAUAGAAGACGAGGAGCACAUGUACAUUCUGGCCACUCUUGUUCCACGACUGGAGAAGGACUUCCUUAUCUCGCCCGAUUCAAAGCCCCUGGGCGGACAAAUUUGUUUUCUGCGCUUUGGAGUCUUGCCUGCAGAUGAGGUAAUGCGUCUGAUGACAUUGGCCUAUCAAGGAGGCCAACAUGUGCAGGAAAAGACUGUGACCUAUAAGGAAGUUGAAACGCUUCAUAUUCAGUUCAAAGAGGACCAGGAGAGAUGGAGACGGGUGUGUAUUGACGGCAAGAUUGUCGCCAUCGAAGAAGGCGGUUGGAUGAAGCUACGCAAGGAACCUCGUCAGCUGCUUGAGCUUAUCAAGUUGGGAUCUGAGCGUUUUUAG
Molecule: messenger RNA, 1374 nt
Organism: Penicillium chermesinum
Lineage: Eukaryota; Fungi; Ascomycota; Eurotiomycetes; Eurotiales; Aspergillaceae
Product: diacylglycerol/lipid kinase family protein
Exons: 1
Coding region: 1-1374 (457 amino acids)
Biological process (GO): sphingosine biosynthetic process
Cellular component (GO): intracellular membrane-bounded organelle; membrane; cytoplasm
Source: RefSeq, a predicted model, not a curated record